Messenger RNA from Vitis vinifera (wine grape), 1602 nucleotides. Its product is annotated as protein ALP1-like. The transcript has 2 exons. NCBI's taxonomy places the organism in Eukaryota, Viridiplantae, Streptophyta, Magnoliopsida, Vitales, Vitaceae. The record is from RefSeq and is a predicted model, not a curated record. The coding region runs from base 250 to 1446 and encodes 398 amino acids.
AAACCCAUUGUCACUACUCCUGAAGGUGGAAAAUUCAUUCCAAAGCCUUUCACAAAAUCUUCUCUCCAUCUCUCAUUCCUUCUAAACCUCAUUGCAUGCUCUGAAGAGCCAAAUAGAAGUACAAAAACCCGCGCUCCUCUUCUGCAACAACCGCCACCUUCAACCCUUCCAUCCAUUUGCUCAAUUCUUGUUGAAGUUGACGUUUUUGGCUCUUCCCAAGCUUUGAUUCAUCUGGGUCUUUGAGUUCGAAUGGAACCCAGUAGAGGGCUCAAGAGGAAGAGGAAGAGGAAGAGGAAGAGGAAGGCAGAGGCAAAGGUUGAAGAAAAUGGCUUGGCUACUUCGCCACUGUCCCAACCUCUGCCCUUGGAUUGGUGGGACGACUUCUCCAAGAGAAUCACUGGACCUUUGUCUCAAUCAAGGUUGUCUCUUACAUUUGAAUCUGUUUUCAAGAUUUCAAGAAAGACAUUCAACUACAUCUGUUCACUUGUGAAGGAAGAUAUGAUGGCCAAACCUGCAAAUUUUAGUGCUUCUAAUGGUAAUCCUUUGUCUUUAAAUGACCGAGUAGCCAUUGCCCUCAGAAGGCUAAGCUCUGGUGAAUCAUUUUCCAUUGUUGGUGAUUCAUUUGGAGUAAACCAAUCAACUGUCGCCCAAAUAACCUGGAAGUUUGUGGAAUCCAUGGAGGUAAGAGGUCUCCACCAUCUACAAUGGCCUUCAACAGAAGCAGAUAUGGAAGAGACAAAAUCCAGUUUUGAGAAGAUCCGGGGUCUGCCUAACUGUUGUGGUGCAGUAGACACCACACACAUCAGUAUGAGUCUAUCUACAAUGGGCACAUCAAACAAAGUCUGGAUUGAUCACCAGAAGAAGCACAGCAUGAUCUUGCAGGCAAUUGUUGACCCAGAAAUGAGAUUUCGUGAUGUGAUCACUGGAUGGCCAGGAAGCUUGAGUGAGUCCUGUGUUCUUCAGAAUUCAGGCUUCUUUAAACUUUCAGAAGAAGGGAAGAGAUUAAAUGGGAAGAUGAUAGAACUUUCAGAAGGAACAUAUUUGAGGGAAUACAUAGUGGGGGAUGCAGGGUUUCCUCUUUUGCCAUGGCUUCUCACCCCAUACCAAGGAAAAGGGCUAUCAGACUUUCAGUCUGAGUUCAACAAACGACAUUUUGCAACACGAAUGGUGGCACGUAGGGCACUGGCAAGGUUGAAGGAGAUGUGGAGGAUUAUACAAGGAGUGAUGUGGCGACCCGAUACCAAUAAGUUGCCAAGGAUUAUUCUUGUUUGUUGCUUGCUGCAUAACAUAGUGAUUGAUUUAGAGGAUGGCGUGCAAGAUGAGAUGCCCUUUUCUUACAAGCAUGAUCCAGGUUAUCGGCAACGAAGUUGUGAAUCUGUCGACAAGACUGCCUUCAUUCAGAGAGAGAAUCUCUCUCUCUAUUUGUCUGGAAGGCUGCCUCUUUAGAAACACCUUUCUUCUCUCUUUUCUUUCUUCCAUUGAACUAAUUUUUUUCUGUUUAUUGAGGCUUUUUGUUUACACUGAAGCAAAUGUAUAUCCGAUCAGACGUCUUGUUGGUCGGCAUAAAGAAAACUUAGAAUGGAUCCCACAUUUUUUGUCUUA